CCCUUCUCACAAUACUAGAGACAGUGGAAAACCAAAGACUAAAAUUCCCCCCUCACACAGGCUUGGUGCGCCGAGCAGGCAACGGAGCUGGGAGAAGCUUCAUACGGCUUCACGCGCACAAAGUUUGAGAAACGGACUGUGUUCAUUCUUCCAGCGCACAUUUGCGAUAUUUCUUCCUCUAACGUGACCCAACAUAUUCCUCCAUCAUUGUAAUUUUAAAAAUGAGAUUACAACUAUUGAUUCGCGUUUUUUGCGACGGUUUGUUUUAAACGUGCCAUGCUAUCAUAAAGAGCCUCUGCUGAACACAGCCCAUUGCUGAGAUGGACGAGGUGCUGAUAAAAAGGCAAUGGACGUGGAGAAGGCAGGUAAUUUGCCUGCUUCUGUGCGCCUGUGCUAUGGAUUUGGUUCUGGGGCAAAUCCGAUACUCAAUUCCCGAAGAAUUGGAACACGGAGCUUUUGUUGGCAACAUAGCCGAAGACUUAGGUCUGGACGUCGCCAAACUCUCUGCUCGCAGAUUCAGGAUAGUUUCGGGAGCCAGAAAACAGUAUUUAGAAGUUAAUUUGGAAAACGGGAUUUUAUUUUUAAACGAGAAAAUUGAUAGAGAGGAAUUGUGCGAACAGAGCGCGUCGUGUUUUUUACAUUUGCAGGUCGUAAUUGAAAAUCCUUUAGAACUGUACAGAGUGGAAGUAGAGAUUUUGGACGUGAACGACAAUUCCCCCAGUUUUCCAUGGAGCGAGUUUAAUAUGGAAAUAACGGAGUCUGCGGCGCCGGGGUCCCGCUUUCCGCUCGAGAGCGCACAAGAUCUGGACGUGGGCACAAACUCUCUCCGCACCUACGUGCUGAGCUCGAACGAUCACUUUGUCCUAGACAUCCAGACGCGAAACGACGGCAGCAAGUUCGCUGAACUGGUGCUCGAGACUCCCCUGGACAGAGAGCAGCAGAAGACGCACCAAAUGGUUUUGACAGCGGUGGACGGUGGCACGCCGGAAAGAUCCGGGACUGCACUUAUCACAAUCACUGUAUUGGAUGCCAACGACAACGUUCCUGUUUUUGAUAAGUCUGUUUAUCGUGUAAGUUUAGUGGAGAAUGCACCGAGAGGCACCCUCGUAAUUAAACUGAACGCUUCCGAUUUGGACGAGGGGUCGAACGGAGAAAUUUUAUACUCCUUCAGCGGACACGCUCCUCUGAAAGUGCGAGAGCUCUUCAGUGUGGACUCUUACACCGGCGAAAUCAGAGUCAAAGGCAUCGUGGAUUAUGAAAAGGCCAGUGUUUAUGAAUUAUAUGUGCAAGCCAAGGACAAAGGUCCAUCGGCUGUUGCUGUGCAUUGCAAAGUAUUAGUAGAUAUAUUAGAUGUGAAUGACAACGCGCCGGAGGUGAUUCUAACCUCGGUCUCUACACCUGUUCAGGAAGACGCUCCUCCUGGGACAGUAAUCGCAGUCAUAAGCGUAAUGGAUCGGGAUUCAGGGGAAAAUGGGAAUGUACACUGUCAAAUUCCCAGUAAUGUGCCAUUUCAACUUCACUCCUCCUUCAAGAAUUAUUAUACGUUAGUCACGAGCGAAUUUCUCGACAGAGAAUCUGUAUCCGAAUAUAACAUCACACUCACAGCGAGGGAUCUCGGCGCACCGCCUCUGUCCACCAGAAAAACUAUUUUAGUUCAAGUGUCUGACAUUAAUGACAAUGCUCCCCGCUUCUUACAGCCCUCAUACACUGUCUAUGUGACUGAAAAUAAUGCCCCAGGCGCGUCAAUUUGCUCGGUGACUGCCUUCGACCCCGAUUCCAAUCAGAACGCUUAUCUGUCCUACUCUAUUCUCGAAGACCAAAUCCAGGGCAUGCCGGUGUCCACUUACGUAUCCAUCAAUUCAGACAAUGGUAACAUCUACGCGCUGCGCUCGUUUGACUACGAACAACUGAGAAACUUUCAGAUUCGCGUGCAGGCUCAGGAUGCAGGAUUCCCACCGCUGAGCAGCAAUGUAACGGUUAAUGUCUUUGUUUUGGACCAGAAUGACAAUGCUCCGGUCAUUGUCUCUCCUUUACCUAAAAACGGCACCGUGGCGACUGAAAUGGUCCCCCGGUCGGUUGACGCCGGUUACCUCGUAGCGAAAAUCACUGCUAUUGACGCGGACGCGGGGCAAAACUCACGCCUUUCCUACCAGGUUCUCCAGGCAACGGAUCCAGGGUUAUUUAGUGUUGCCCUUUAUACUGGCGAAAUAAGGACGAUUCGACGAUUUGUAGAUAAAGACGCCACGAGGCAAAGACUGGUCAUUUUAGUCAAGGACAACGGUCAGCCGUCCCUCUCGGCCACUGUUUCCAUCAUCUUAUCAGUAGUUGACAGCGUGCCAGAAUCCCUGUCCGAUUUUGGUGACCUUACCCUAAGCCCCCAGUCCCCAUCCAACCUCCCUCUCUAUUUAAUCGUGUCUUUGAGCACAAUUUCAUUCAUUUUUCUGGUGGCAAUAAUUGUCCUGGCUGCCAUUAAGUGCUACAAGGACAGAGACUCAAUCCAAGGAUACAGUUUCUCCUUCGGCGACUGCUGCGCGUUUCAGCCAGAGCCGCCCACAGAGGUGUUCAAAAAAUCCAACCUAAACCUGCAGAUAUCGUCUGGAACCAAAGUACCCACGAACUGUGUAGAGGCAAAUAGCAAUGGCCCUCUCUCACAAGCCUACUGCUACAAAGUAUGUUUAACCCCGGAAUCUGCCAAGAGUGACUUCAUGUUCUUGAAGCCGUGCAGCCCGACGACUCCGAGGAACAAUGUGAAAGGUACAGAUAACCUGGUAUCAGCUUGGAGCGCGCAAAACCGUAGCGGCACGGUGAACAACGGAGCUACAACCCCGAAUGAGCUUAAGCAGCCCAACAUGGACUGGCCAUUAUCAAAGAUGCAAAACACCACACUUAAAAGCUACAGCUCAAUGAACAUGGAUGGCACACUGAUACGCAAAGCCAUGCACACUGACCCAGAGAACUUUGGGCCCCCCAUGGCCGGACAGUACUGGACCUGGGGAACUCACAUGCGAGAUUAUAAAAUGUCCUCUCCGUCUCCCGGAGUUCCCAACCGCUCGUGGACGCCGAGGUACGCCCCGCAGCAUUCCACACGGCCACCGCCAGACUACCAGCACAACGUGUACAUGCCGGCCACUCCGGCCGCACGUCCGCCGCCAGACUACCAGCACAACGUGUACAUCCCCGGCACGCCCACCGCGCACUGCACCCUGAGGCCCAUGUACCGCAGCGACCUCGACGUCAAGAACUCGUUCUCCACCUUCGGCAAGAAGCGGAGGUUCAUAUCCGGUUACGACCCGAAAGAAGACGCGGUGAUCAACAACGACCUUUUCAACAAGUGAAGGAAGCGGAGGGACGUAGUGCUGCUGCGGGCGGUCCCGUGAAGCUCGUCGUUGAUGCUGCGCUGUUUGGGUUCAGAUCGCUGCAGGGUGUCGCUGAGACCCUUCCAGUGAGAUCCAAUUAAAUGCCAAAAAAUGUGACCAAAACACUCCCCCAUUACGUUGUGUCCAUAGUACAAAAGCACAACCCAAAACAUCUGUCCACUCAUGCAGUUAACGCCAACCAUUUAAAUGUCACUGUGGCGUGUCAUAUGCAGGCCAUACAAACACUGAGGUCAUUGCUGUAACAGAUGAUCCCUCACUAAGAAAGGCAACUACAGAUCCACAUCAAAUCUUAUUAGCUUAGUCUGGAAAAUGUAUACCUUUAUAUAUGUCAUAAAAUGCAGAUGAGGUUCAGAGAUUUAUGAAUAUAUUCCCACUUGUUGUUAUUAUUAUUAUUAUUAUUAUUAUUAUUAUUAUUAUUAUUAUUAUUAUUAUUAUAGACUUGAAGAAUCAAUGGUGAACCCCAAUGAUGAUUAAAGUAAUUAGUCUAUUAGUAUGUGAGGCAGAAUAAUUUCUGCCAAAUGCACUUCCUUCCUCACAAUAAGCCAGUCCGUGAUGCACUAUUUUACGUUGUCUGCAUUUUGGAAUGAUAAUCACACAUAGGUCUCUGGUAAGUCAUUUUGCCCAUGCAGUCUGGUGAAGAACCACUAGGAUAUGGUGCAGCAGUAUAUGACCAGUGAAACUAUUCCAUUGUAAUAUAUGCAAACUGCAUUUUUCAUGCAGGCAAUUCACAAAAGCGUAUGUCAUACCAUUUGUAUAUACAUCUGAGAAUAAACUAUUUUUUGAUGUCA
Anguilla anguilla (European eel) is the source of this 4165-nucleotide messenger RNA. RefSeq lists its product as uncharacterized. Lineage: Eukaryota; Metazoa; Chordata; Actinopteri; Anguilliformes; Anguillidae. Bases 321 to 3335 code for a protein of 1004 amino acids. The record is from RefSeq and is a predicted model, not a curated record. Gene Ontology annotation, cellular component: plasma membrane. Gene Ontology annotation, molecular function: calcium ion binding. The transcript has 4 exons. Gene Ontology annotation, biological process: homophilic cell-cell adhesion.